AUGUCCAUGGGCGGUGGUAAUCACUUCCCAUCAGCAUUGCUGUGCAGCGGUGCUCAUGUCGAUUCACUGUGGACUUGUUCAUUGGAUCAAGACUGCACAAGUCUGUCUGGUAGUAUAUGUAACUCUGGCGCUUGUGAGUGUCGUCCUGGACAGCAGGCGGUUAGGGGGGGCAGGGAAUGUGUUGACAUAUCACCGUACAUCGAGUCCCCGUGCGUAGAAGAUCACCAGUGUGCCAGACUGUUUAGUGGGUAUCACUGUCUGUCUAGUGGCGGUAACAACACCGCAGGAAUUUGCUUCUGUCAAGAAGGAUAUCAUUACUUCCACGGUAGAUGUUGGAAAUCUCUCGAGUUCGGAGACUCGUGUACCAGAUCUGAGGAGUGCUUGGGUAUCAUCCGUGACCCAUUCAGCUUGACUUGCAAUGGUGUCUGUCAAUGUGCAGAGGGCUACAUUGAGAGACAAAGAGGAGAAUGUAGGAGGGUAACUCUCGCUACUCAAAUGAAUACCGACACAGAGUUUGCAGACAAAAUUCAUACGUCAAUCAAAAUGGCGGCAAAUAACAACAAAAUGGCGGCUCAACGAACUAUAUGCGACUCGAGCGUUCCAUGUCCGAGCCCGUUUGAAUGCUCCGCGUUCGGCGUCUGUGUUUGUCCGUCUGGUUACUACGAAAGUACUAAUGGCCAAAUAUGUUAUGCGGAUCUCGGAUCGCCGUCCACCGCCGAGCAAUGCGUCGGUCUGCUGGCAGAGGUUAUAGACGGAGUUUGUUCUUGCCGCCCCAAUUUCUUUUACGACCAUAACAUGCGAGAUUGUAUAAGAGUUACCAGACGUAUACAAGACUCCUGUGUCAGUGACGUUCACUGCCAUACCUUCGGAACGCCCGCUCGUUGCGGCCCCCCAAAAGAUCCCUGGGGGAUACGGAAUUGCGAAUGUAUCCCUGAAACCUCUGUGUGGGAUGAGAACAGACAGAUUUGCAGAUUAUUUGCCGGUAUUGGCGAGGCGUGUGAAGUAGACAGCGAUUGUUUGGCCGGAACGCUGGAAAUAAGAUGUGUCCUUAACGAUGAAGGCGCAGGAUUCUGCGCUUGCCCUGAAGACUUAAACGAAGUGGAUGGAUUAUGUCUCUCAAGUGGUCUAGAACUCGGAGAUCCCUGUCAGAGUACACUAGAAUGCACAGCCACAAACAACACAAUCUGCAACGGCGUCUGUUCCUGUGCUGAAGGAUAUCAAGCGGUUGACGAUUUUUGUGCUCCGAUUAUCGGCGGUUCCUGCACCCUGGACUCAGACUGUCUGAUCGAGAACACAAUCUGCGUCAACACGACGACUGGCAACAUUUGUCAAUGCAUUGAAACUUUCGUCGAAUACAAUGACAUUUGCUGGCCUGGAAUACCUGGAUUCAAUUCAAGCUGUUCCGUGACCGCACAGUGUGCAGCUGUGCUCGGGGUGGGCAGUAUAUGUGCGGAUAACAAAUGCACCUGCAUAGAGAACUACCAUCACAGAGAUGGUGGAUGCUGGCCUAUUACUGGUCUGUUUGAACGUUGUGAGCGAAGCAGUCAGUGCUACUUAGAAGGUUCAAACGACAAAAUCGUGUGUCGGAACAGCUUUUGCGAGUGUGAUUUCAAAUAUCCAUAUUCACCGGAACUCGGCACGUGCUUGCCCUCAAAAGCGAGUGCUGUCAGCGCCUGCGCAGUUCUAAUUCUGACAGCCAUAUCAAUGAUAAUUAGAUAAAAUUUUAUGCUUAAAUUAAUUAUGUACAGUUAUUUUUUAAUCUUAUAUCAAC
Molecule: messenger RNA, 1771 nt
Organism: Vanessa tameamea
Lineage: Eukaryota; Metazoa; Arthropoda; Insecta; Lepidoptera; Nymphalidae
Product: prion-like-(Q/N-rich) domain-bearing protein 25
Exons: 13
Coding region: 1-1719 (572 amino acids)
Source: RefSeq, a predicted model, not a curated record